UAGCCAGGGUUGGUCUUGGCUAGGCAGAGCCGGAUGGCUAUUUUUAAGUGGUCUAGAAUCUUUAAGCCCACUUAACAAAAACCCCGCCAGAUCAGCAGCUCCCCAGGAUCUACACGACACCGUGGAGCCGAGUUUUUAAUUGUGUUGAACUCCUCGGGCCAUACUAGUUCUCGAGAUUAAAACCUCGGUUGAGGCGGAAACAGUCGAAGCGGGUUCUCACUGAGGCCACCUCUUGGGCCUUGGGCCGAGCCGUGCUCCGCAAAUGUGACCACGUUUGAGCCUCGCGGCUGUCCGUACCUGACCCUCCGCCGAGCACGUUCCCGCGCUUUCCAGCGCAAGGAGGCAGAGGGCGCCGCGCAGGCGCAGGAGCGAGCGGGAGCUACAAUGGGCGAAGCUACCAACCCUGAGGAGGCCUGCCGGCACGUGGGAACAAAGGAAGAAUUUGUUAAAGUCAGAAAGAAGGACCUGGAACGGCUGACAACUGAAGUGAUGCAAAUACGGGACUUCUUACCCAGAAUACUAAAUGGGGAGGUACUGGAAAGCUUCCAGAAGUUAAAGAUUGUAGAAGAAAGCCUGGAAAGCAAAGAGCAAGAAUUACAGCAGCUGAGAAUGGACUGCGAACACUUCAAAGCACGCCUGGAGACCAUGCAGGCAGAUAGCGUGAGGGAGAAGAAGGAGAAACUGUCUCUUCGACAACAGCUGAACGAGGCAAAGCAGCAGCUGCUGCAGCAGGCUGAGUACUGCACAGAAAUGGGGGCGGCAGCUUGCACCCUCCUGUGGGGGGUCUCCAGCAGCGAAGAGGUUGUCAAAGCCAUCCUGGGAGGAGAUAAAGCCCUGAAGUUUUUCAACAUCACUGGUCAGACAAUGGAGAGUUUUGUGAAGUCCCUCGAUGGGGAUGUCAAGGAGCUUGAUUCUGAUGAGAACCAGUUUGUUUUUGCUUUGGCUGGGAUUGUAACAAAUGUGGCUGCCAUAGCCUGUGGCCGCGAAUUCUUGGUGAACUCCAGCCGGGUGCUCUUGGACACCAUACUGCAGCUUCUGGGGGACUUGAAGCCAGGACAGUGCACCAAACUCAAAGUGCUAAUGCUGAUGUCCUUGUACAAUGUGAGCAUCAAUUUGAAAGGCUUAAAGUACAUCAGUGAGAGUCCAGGAUUCAUCCCUUUGCUGUGGUGGCUUCUGAGUGAUCCAGAUGCAGAAGUGUGUCUCCAUGUGUUGCGUCUGGUCCAGUCUGUGGUUCUAGAACCAGAAGUCUUCUCCAAGUCGGCCUCUGAGUUCCGGAGUUCCCUGCCUCUGCAGCGCAUCCUGGCAAUGUCAAAGAGCCGCAACCCACACCUCCAGAGUGUGGCCCAGGAGCUCCUGGAAGACCUGCGGGCUCUGGAGCAUGACACAUAGCAUGCUUGCUUGUCCACAGAGAGUUUGGUAAAAAAUACUAGUGUUCCUUCCCUGUCCCCAUGCCCCUCACUUUGCAUUUUAAAAACUAUCACUGUAUGCCAUGAGUUACAAAUGGCUAAAUGUGGUUGACUAGAGAUGGACAUGAACGAGAUAUGUAUCCGACAUAGCUUCCUCUUACAAGUGAAACACUUGUAGAUGGUUGGUUAAUCUUUCCAAAGGUGAGCCUGAAAAGACUCCAUCCUUCCAGAAAGGUACCCAUAUCUGCUAUACCUGGAAGUUCUUAGAGUGGUUUCUUGCUGCUUAGACUUUUUGUGACCUGUAGGUUCACCUGUAAAAAUAGGAGAUUAAAUAACCAUCUACCCCACUGGUCAGCGUUUUCCUGAGAUACAUUUAUUUUGAAAAACAAUUCAUUCUCUCUCUAGUAAUUAUAAUUAAUCCCCCCAAAUGGAGGUUUAUUUUUAUAACCUUUUGGUAAACCUGCUAUUUCAGAUGACAUCUUAGUUCUAUAUUUUUGUGCCUCUUUUAUUUUUGAAUAAAGAAA
This is a messenger RNA of Trichechus manatus latirostris (Florida manatee), 1930 nucleotides long. RefSeq names its product heat shock transcription factor 2 binding protein (gene HSF2BP). Gene Ontology annotation, cellular component: cytosol. The transcript is spliced from 9 exons. The record is from RefSeq and is a predicted model, not a curated record. Bases 385 to 1389 code for a protein of 334 amino acids. NCBI's taxonomy places the organism in Eukaryota, Metazoa, Chordata, Mammalia, Sirenia, Trichechidae.